Phodopus roborovskii (desert hamster) is the source of this 1223-nucleotide messenger RNA. RefSeq names its product thioredoxin domain containing 12 (gene Txndc12). The record is from RefSeq and is a predicted model, not a curated record. Gene Ontology annotation, cellular component: endoplasmic reticulum. The transcript is spliced from 7 exons. The coding region runs from base 77 to 589 and encodes 170 amino acids. Lineage: Eukaryota; Metazoa; Chordata; Mammalia; Rodentia; Cricetidae.
GAGAGCGGAGCGGACCCUCUGCUGGUAAUCUCGGGUUCCCUCAGUCCAGUGACCCUGUGCAGCUACCACCGUGGAGAUGUCGCUCCGUUUCGAGGCCACCUGUUUGCUGUGCUUCAGUUUCCUGCUCCUCAUCGCUUCUUCAGCAGGACGCAUUGGACUUGGAAAGGGUUUUGGAGAUCAUAUUCACUGGAGGACUCUAGAAGAUGGGAAGAAAGAAGCAGCUGCAAGUGGCUUGCCCCUGAUGGUGAUCAUCCAUAAAUCUUGGUGUGGAGCUUGCAAAGCUUUAAAGCCAAAAUUUGCAGAAUCUACAGAAAUUUCAGAACUGUCCCAUAAUUUUGUUAUGGUAAAUCUGGAGGAUGAGGAGGAGCCCAAGGAUGAAGAUUUCAGCCCUGAUGGGGGUUAUAUUCCACGCAUCCUUUUCUUGGAUCCCAGUGGCAAGGUGCGUCCUGAAAUCAUCAAUGAGAGCGGAAACCCCAGCUACAAAUAUUUCUACGUCAAUGCUGAGCAAGUUGUUCAGGGGAUGAAGGAAGCUCAGGAGAGGCUGACAGGUGAUGCCUUCAGAGAGAAACACCUUCAAGAUGAACUGUGACACAAAGGAGUAUUCUGGAAGAAAAGCAGAGGGGAGGGAACCAACCCAGAACAGUCACACCACCAGGAAACCAGGCUUCUACCUACACUGGGGGAGCUCUCACUGUGGAAGAGGCGUGCUAACCAGGCUGGUCUGUGCAUCCAGCAGCAUGGCCCACUGCGUUCUGCUCCUCCUCUCCUAAAUAUCCAUUCCUUUGAAUGUAAAGGAUGAAGCUAUCUGAUACAAAACUUGAGCCACUUGGAGAUUUACUCCAUGUCAGUAUUUAUGUCUUUACCCAUUUCCUCCUGCUGUGCUCACACUGAACGGAGACGGGAAGUAUCUUUUCUAUAGUGUUUUUUAAGAAGACAUUCUCCUGUUCUCUUGGUGAUAAUCCUGGGCUUCUUCCUGAAUUCCUGUGCCGUUCCUUCUCUGCUCAGGCCUCCCUGCUUGCACGAAUGUGUGUGGAGAAUGGCAGUGCGCUGGGACUCAGCCCCAACCGGAAGCAUGCUUUCCCUGUUGCUGUUAGAGAAACUCAAGCCUUCAAGCCCUGUGUGGAGCCAUUUUGUCAAUUCAUCAACUGUAUUUUUGUACUGGGGUUAAAACAAAAGAUAUUAAUUAUUUCAUUAAGCUUUAAUAAAACUUUGAGUGGAAAGAU